Molecule: messenger RNA, 1103 nt
Organism: Owenia fusiformis
Lineage: Eukaryota; Metazoa; Annelida; Polychaeta; Sabellida; Oweniidae
Source: the annotation of a GenBank genome assembly
AGUACUUCAAUCAAUGUGUUAAGAUCAACUAUUUAAUAAAGAUGGAUGCUAUAAACCCAAUUGUGAACCUACUACUAGAGUUUGACAGUACAACACCUACAGACACUGUGGACUGUGAUCCUACUGGUAUUGUAGCUACAGACAAUACCAUCAUCAUAGCAGAUAAUAUCAAUCACAAACUGAAAGCAUUUGACAAAUGCAAUGGUGCUCUUAUUGAGGAGUUUGAAGAGAUUGGUGGGAUGAAGCUAAAGAAUCCAGAACAACUUGUCCAGCACCUUGACUCGCUUGUGCUCACCUCUUAUGGCCUAGAUAAAAUUUUCCAUAUGGAUGUGAAUUGUCGAAAAAUUCACCACGUCAUAUCCAUGCCAAAAUUCUGUGAUGGAAUAUGCCUUGACUCCUCUGGGAGUUGCAUUGUUUCCAUAGCAACAGGAAAGCCAAGGAUUUUGUUUAUCAAUGAGGAUGGAAUUCAGAAGACGAUUCAACUUACAGCUAAGAACCUUCCCUUAUUUCAACUCCCAUAUUACAUUCAUAGCCAUGGAGAUAUCCUCUACAUAACAGACUCUGGUGAACACAAACUGGUUGCAAUCACUACAGAAACUGAACCAAAGAUUCUAUUUGAAUACACAGGCGAUUCUAAGAAGAAGACCAGUGAACCAUCUAGGGAAGAUCACAAGCUUAAUGAACCAAGGGGAGUCUUAGUUGAUCCACAAGGGAGAAUCCUUGUCUGUGACCAUGGCAACAACCGUAUCCAAGUCCUGAACACAAGAGGGGAGUUCUUAAUGAUGUUACUGAGUGAGAAAGAUGGCUUGGAAAAACCUUGGGCUAUUAGCUACAGAGCUGGGGAAUUGUUUGUAACACAACGAGGUGGAAAAGUAAAAGUAUUCAAAUAUCACAUUUGAAUUCAUUCUGAAAUAUGAGAGGUGUUCUUAAAGUCAUGUGACUUUGACAUUCACUGAUAACACAACUUGAUCAAUAAUAUAUACACUUGAUUAAAUUGACAUAAGGGCCAGUGUGUACUUUGGACUUUUUUGCAAUUUUGAAAAGUAGACAACUGAAUAUUCUAGUUUAAUAUUCAUACAUUCUAAAGAAUUAUCAACCCUCAA